AUCUUUGAUAGGAACUAUUCUGUGUGCACAGAGAGCUCUGGUGUAAGAGUCACAGCCAUUUUUUUACUUUGGUAAAACAUUAACGUGAUUUAUCCCCAUGAAAGGGGAAAGGUUUCAGAAGAAAGAUCAACAAAGUAACGGUCAUUUGUGAGGAAAGCUCAGAAAUGAGGGCUUCUUUGAAACUCAUCUGCUUCACCUUUUGGAUUUUUUCUUUUACUUUUGCACAAGAUCAAAAAUGUCACCGAAAAGACAUCACAGUGGAAAACAUGGAACCACUUGACCAAGAAACCUAUGCUCCUGAGGAAAAAGUGAGAGUUAACUGCAUGCAAGGCUACACUGGCAUGAUAAGAUAUCAAUGUAAAGGAGGUAAAUGGCAACUGGCGACGAAACAAGAUCAAUGCGCAAAGAAAAAAUGCGGUCAUCCCGAGGACACACCAAACGGCGAUUUUAGUCUCCUAGAGGGGAACACAGAGUUUGUUUUUGGAGCAACAGUACAAUACACCUGCAAGAAAGGGUAUGAAAUGGCAAACCGAAUUUCUCAGCGAACUUGCAGGGUCAAUGGGUGGGAUAAUAUUGUCCCUGUUUGUGAGGCGGUGAAAUGCCCAUCGAUCUCCGAAGAUGAAGAAUUAACAAUAUCGGGCAACACAGAAGAUGCAACGUACAAUGAUUAUAUUAAUUUUGAAUGCGUGUCUCCGAACAAAAAGAUAGAUCGAGAGGAAAAGCACAUUCAUUGCAAUGAGAAAGGCGAAUGGAGUCAACCUCCUCCGAAGUGUAUAGAGAUAACAUGCACAGUACCUGACAUACCACAUGGGACUGUUGAGUUAGACAAAGUGUACAAGAAAGAUGACACGCUAGAAUACAAAUGUGAUAGGGGAUACAAACCCAGACAGGGAACACCAAGAUGCAACAAGUUCGGAUGGAGUCUGAAGCCAGAGUGUGAAGAAAUAACCUGUGAACUCAAGGAAACAAAAUAUGGAAUACAAGCAAUUGAACCCGAGGGAAAAACUUUCUUUCGAGCUGGAGAAACUGUGAAAAUUAUCUGCUCUGAAAGAUUCAGGAUAUUCUGGACAAAAGAAAGCACACAAACAUUUAAAUGUCAAAAUGAUGGGCAAUGGGACAACAAUCCUACUUGUGAGGAGAUUAGAUGUGAAAUUCCACGCGACAGUCGUCUUUAUUAUGCAAGUGACUCGUUCUACGGCAAUAUGAAAUUGGAUGUGAGAAGAUCUUACAGGUGUUUGUCUGGAUAUCGUCAAAUGGCAGCCGUGGCCACAUGUACAAGAGAUGGUUGGAAACCAGAUCCACUGUGUGCUGACAUUACCUGUGAAGCUCCAAGCAUCCCAAAUGCACAGAUUGUGAGUCCUGAACGCACUAACUACGAUGUCAAUACAAGAAUACAAUACAAAUGUCAUCCAGGAUUCGAGCCCGAGCGACUCAUAGAAAUCACCUGUAAUUCUGCAGGCACAUGGAUAAACAAACAGAACUGCGUUGUAAAGGAAGGUUCUUGCACAACACCAGUCUUGGAAAACGGGUACAUAGACAGAGAUCCCCCUACAGAGGACACUAUCUUUUAUUCAUGCAACACGGGUUAUAAACCAUUAACUGGGAAAUGGUGGGGAGCAUUAACAUGCGUCAAUGGCCGUUGGUUAAAUCAGACGCGAUGUAUCCAGGAUAAGGAAUGUGGUGCUUUGCCAAUUGUUCAACACGGCCGUCUAAAUGAAACAAACGCUGGACGAUCUGCAGAAAUCAUUUGUGAUCCAGGAUACAAAUCAUCAAACAAAUUAAUCAAAUGUGAAAACGGUAUAUGGGAGACACCAACCUGUAAAGUGGAUGAGGAGGGAUGUGUCAGUCCUGAAAGAGUGGAAAACGCUGUGAUCACCUCUAAACCUCAAGAACGGUAUUCACCUACAUCUCAUGUGACCUACAAAUGUCACAGACAUUUCACAAUAAACGGGAAUAGCAACGUUUUUUGCCGCAAUUCAACUUGGGACAAAGCACCCAUAUGUGAAGGCAGCAUUUGUCCUCCACCACCUGAAAUUGAAAAUGGAGAUUUUAUCACUAAGGAUAUGACCGGUGAGGUCAUCAUGGAGGUAACAUACUCUUGCCAAUCUUACUAUGUGCUGAAUGAACAGAGAAAACAUUACAGGUGUAGAGAUGGGAGAUGGGAAACCCCUCCAAAAUGUCUGAAGCCAUGCAAACUUACACCUGAGAUUUAUACUGAUUCCAAUAUACAACCCAUCAGAGAUAACUACGUGAAGCACAGUGAUCGAGAGAUUUCAUUUAAAUGUAAUGAGGGAUGGAAUUCUGGAGGUGUCAGAAAAUCAGAUUAUGCAAAGGGAACAUGCUCUGAAGGGAACAUAAAUAUACAUAAGAAAUCGGUCUGUUCACAGCCUCUUCUGACAGUAAGCAAUUCCAAAUUCAUGUUAACCAAAGAUGAGAGAAAAUAUUCACAUGGAGACACAGUACGCUAUGAGUGUGAUGAUGGCUAUGCAUCAAUGGGAGAGACCAUCUCUAAGUGUCAGGAUGGGAGAUUGGAGACGCCUCCAGAGGGUCCGAAGAAAACAUGCACAGUACCUGACAUACCACAUGGGACUGUUGAGUUACUCAAAGUGUACAAGAAAGAUGACACGCUAGAAUACAAAUGUGAUAGGGGAUACAAACCCAGACAGGGAACACCAAGAUGCACAGAGAAUGGCUGGAGUCUAAAGCCGGAGUGUGAAGAAAUAACCUGUGAACUCAAGGAAAUAAAAUAUGGAAUAAAAGCAAUUGAACCCGAGGGAAAAACUUUCUUUCGAGCUGGAGAAACUGUGCAAAUUAUCUGCUCUGAAAGAUUCAGGAUAUUCUGGACAAAAGAAAGCACACAAACAUUUAAAUGUCAGAAUGAUGGGCAAUGGGACAACAAUCCUACUUGUGAGGAGAUUAGAUGUGUAAUUCCACGUGACAGUCGUCUUUAUUCUGCAAGUUACUAUUUCUACGGCAAUAUGAAAUUGGAUGUGACAAGAUCUUACAGGUGUUUGUCUGAAUAUCGUCAAAUGGCAGCCGAGGCCACAUGUACAAGAGAUGGUUGGAAACCAGAUCCACUGUGUGCUGACAAUACCUGUGAAGCACCAAACAUCCCAAAUGCACAGAUUGUGAGUCGUAAACGCACUAACUACGAUGUCAAUACAAGAAUACAAUACAAAUGUCAUCCAGGAUUUGAACCCGAGCGACUCAUAGAAAUCACCUGUAAUUCUGCAGGCACAUGGAUAAACAAACAGAACUGCGUUGAAAAGGAAGGUUCUUGCACAACACCAAUCUUGGAAAAUGGGUACAUAGACAGAGAUCCCUCUACAGAGGACACUAUCUUUUAUUCAUGCAACACGGGUUAUAAACCAUUAACUGGGAAAUGGUGGGGAGCAGCAACAUGCAUCAAUGGCCGUUGGUCAAAUGAGCCGAGAUGUAUCCUGGAUGAAGAGGGUUGUGUCAGUCCUCCAAAAGUUGAAAACGCAGUCAUCAUCUCUAAACCUCAAGAAUGGUAUUCAUAUGGAUCCCAUGUAAUCUACAGAUGUCAAACACAUUUCACAAUAAAGGGGAAUAGCAGAGUUUCUUGCCACAAAACAGCUUGGGACGAAGCACCAAAGUGUGAAGAGAGAUCACCAACUGUUUGUUUAAAGCCUCUUCUGACGGUAAACAAUUGCAAACUUAUUGAUGAAACACAAGAUGAGAGGAAAUAUUCUCACAGAGACACAGUACGCUAUGAGUGUGAUGAUGGCUAUGAAUCUAUAGGAGAGACCAUCGCUAAGUGUGAUGGACAAACUUGGAUUUACCCAGAAUGCAUUCGAAAAGCUCAGUGUACCAAACCAACAAAGAACUUGCAGUAUGUGACCCUGUUAGAUGAGAAAAAUCUAUUCAACAACUUUGAAACUUUGAGAUACAAGUGCAAUAAACCAUAUGACAAAAUUCCAGGAGGAUCUUUGACUUGUAGAGAUGAAAAAUGGAAUGGAACGAUUGGCUGCACAAGCAGCAUUUGUCCUCCACCACCUGAAAUUGAAGAUGGAGAUUUUAUCACUAAGGAUAUGACCGGUGAGGUCAUCAUGGAGGUACAAUACUCUUGCCAAUACUACUAUGUGCUGAAUGAACAGAGAAAACAUUACAGGUGUAGAGAUGGGAGAUGGGACACCCCUCCAAAAUGUCUGAAGCCAUGCAAACUAACACCUGAGAUUUAUACUGAUUACAAUAUACAACCCAUCAGAGUUAACUACGUGAAGCACAGUGAUGGAGAGAUUUCAUUUAAAUGUAAUAAGGGAUGGAAUGCUGGAGAUUGGAAAAGAUCAGAUUAUGUGAAGGGAACAUGCUCUGAUGGGAAGAUAAAUAUACAUAAAAAAUGUAAUGAAGAAAAUUGGACAGGCUAAGGUGAACACUGAGACCUGAAGAUUUGUGAUGUAACCAAAGCAUGAAGAUGGACAGACACACAGAGACGAGAACACAUAAAUGCAUCUAUGUUGCUGCAAUCUACAAGUUUAUCAAACAGCUUCAUGGUUUAAAUAAUCUUAAAUAAUAUAAAAUUCUCUCUUCAGAAUAAAGAUUCACAUUCAAAUUGU
This is a messenger RNA of Triplophysa dalaica, 4577 nucleotides long. RefSeq names its product complement factor H-like. The transcript has 28 exons. NCBI's taxonomy places the organism in Eukaryota, Metazoa, Chordata, Actinopteri, Cypriniformes, Nemacheilidae. Bases 165 to 4388 code for a protein of 1407 amino acids. The record is from RefSeq and is a predicted model, not a curated record.